AUGUCCACGAGCUCUCCCUCGCCAUCGCACGUAUUCUCCUCACGCUCGUCAGACUUUGAUAGCGCGCCAGGAACACCUCCAACACCCACAACCGCGCUUCCUUCUGAUGCUGGAGAUGCAUUAAAGGAUCGUUCGCUUGAAGAGGCGCCUGAAAUGGACGUUGAAGAGGAUGACAUACGAAAGGUCACGCUUGAGGAUCAAAAGGAACCAGAGGACGACGCGGAUGCAAAGAAGAAUUUACAGUUGUUAAACUUUUUGGUCCAGAAGUCGACGGUCUAUGCGACUAUCAUUGGACAGCGUAUCGAGGAACAACGCGCCGCCCGUGCGAGGCAAGCUGAGCGCGCUCAGAAGCGCGCUGCAACAACAGGAAAGGCACCUGCGGCGUCUACAUCCAAGAAACGACGACGGGAAGAAGGUGGCAUUCUGGAUGUGGACAAAAAGGAUGUAGAGGCCAUGGCUGCGAGUAAAAAGGCAAAGGUCGAGGAUGGGAACAUCGCGGCGGGAAAGGCCGUAUUUGACGAGGUUCGUGGAGAGGAUGAGGACGGAGAAGAGGAGUAUCAGGCGCAGUCCCCGCUCAUUACAGGCGCGGUCUUGCGAGAUUACCAGCUCGCUGGUGUCCAAUGGCUCUCGACCCUACACUCCAAUGGCCUCAACGGUAUUCUUGGGGAUGAAAUGGGCUUAGGCAAAACCCUCCAAACGAUUGCAUUUCUUGCACACCUUCGAGACCUUGGUAUAUGGGGACCAUUUCUCAUCGUCUCGCCUUUGAGCGUACUACACAAUUGGAUCAGCGAGUUCAACAAAUUCGCUCCGUCCAUCCCUGUGUGUAUGUAUCACGGUACACAAGAGGAGCGUGCAGAGAUGCGCAGGACAGUACUCCUUCCACCAGUGGAGGGCGAUGGAGAGAGACCAAAGAAGCCGUUGCGAGGCAAAGGCUCAAAGCGAAAGUCGACAGUCAUCGAUGCCGACAAAAAGGAGUGGAAGAAUCCGCGGCCGAUGGAGUUUCCAGUCGUUUGCACAACAUAUGACAUGAUCAUUCGCGACGCAGCAUAUCUUUCCAAUCUAGUUCCUGGUCGUCCAUGGCAAUUUAUUGUCGUUGAUGAGGGACAUCGACUCAAGAAUAUGGAUUGCAGGCUUAUGCGCGAGAUCAAGGCAUUUCCUAGUGAACAUCGACUUCUUCUUACUGGAACGCCUUUACACAACAGUCUAGCAGAGUUGUGGUCACUUCUGAAUUUUAUCCUCCCGUCCAUCUUCAAUGAUCUUGCCUCUUUCGAAUCAUGGUUCAAUCUACCAGAGCUCACCCAAGCGACCCUCUCUGACGACCAGUCGACAAACAUUAUUACAAGCUUGCACCAGAUUCUCAAGCCAUUCUUGCUUCGUAGACUGAAGUCGGAUGUUGAACACUCUUUGCCGCCCAAGAAAGAAUACAUUCUAUAUGCACCAUUAACUCGACAGCAAAAAGAUCUUUAUGAUCUUACUGUCAAAGGUGGCCUACGAAAAUACCUCAUAGACCAAGGAAUGAAGGAAGCGGCGGUUGCUCAAGACAGUUCUGAUUCACUCAAGGCUCGAAGGUCGAAAGCGGCUGGAAAGCGACGCAAGUCCAAGUACACAGAGGACAACGAGGAUGACGACAAAUAUUUUGCCCGUUUAGCAGAUGGCUUGAAUGAUUCUGGCGACAAAGAGGCAGCCGAAUUGGAUCGGGAACAUCAGCUCAAGCAAGCUAUGAAAAAAGUGAACAAUAUGCAUCUGCAAAACGUUGUCAUGCAGCUUCGCAAAGUUUGCUCGCAUCCGUAUCUAUUUGAUUGGCCGGUCGAUUCGAACAAUCAAUAUACUCUCGACGAGCAGCUGGUGCAUGCUAGUGGAAAGAUGCUUCUCCUGAAUCGUCUCCUCGACGAGCUGUUCAAACGAAAACACAAAGUGCUUGUGUUCAGUCAAUUCACAACCAUGUUAGAUAUCAUCGAAGAUUGGGCAGUCGAGUUCAAAGGCUGGAAUAUUUGUCGCAUAGAUGGCAAGACCGCACCGUUGGACCGUCGAGCGGAGAUGGAUCGAUUCAAUAAUGGUGGUGACGAUCCGGAGGCACCAAUGCUCUUCCUUCUAUCCACACGGUCUGGCGGGCUCGGGAUAAAUCUGGUAGCUGCCGAUACAGUCAUCUUUUAUGAUCAGGAUUGGAAUCCGCAAAUGGACCUGCAAGCACAGGAUAGAGCCCAUCGAAUCGGGCAAACGAAACCUGUCCUUGUUUUUCGGCUGGUAUCACAGCAUACUAUUGAAGAAAGUGUGCUGCAACGUGCGUCAGAAAAGCGCAAGCUCGAGGCUCUCAUCAUCGCCAAAGGUAAAUUCCGUAAUCCGGCUGGACCGACAGCCCGUGGAAAGGAGUCGAUGCGCGAACUAGCCCAACAAUUACUCGAGCUACAGGCGGAUAAAAUCGAAGUUGUUUCCAAGGAUGACCGGAUCAUCGCGGACGACACAUUGGAUGCGCUUUUGGAUCGUAGCCCAGAGGUUUUCACGGGUCGUUCCCUUGGCUGGAAUUCCAAGGAUGCAGUCAAGAACGCUGGCAAGGCCAAGAAAAAGGGUGCCGAUACCGCAUUCGAGGUCUAUCAAGGCCAGAUAGACGAAGCCUCGGAAGCAUUUGCCAAGGCUAUGGGCGAGGAUGUGUAG
This is a messenger RNA of Serendipita indica DSM 11827, 2652 nucleotides long. NCBI's taxonomy places the organism in Eukaryota, Fungi, Basidiomycota, Agaricomycetes, Sebacinales, Serendipitaceae. The record is from the annotation of a GenBank genome assembly.